GGCGAGAUCAACUGGGAUUGCCCCUGCCUUGGCGGCAUGGCCCAUGGACCGUGUGGCCAGCAGUUCCGCGACGCAUUCUCCUGCUUCGUCUUCUCAGAGGAGGAGCCCAAGGGUAUCAACUGCGUCGAGAAGUUCAAGGCGAUGCAAGACUGUUUUAGGGAGCAUCCGGAUGUAUAUGGUGAA
This is a messenger RNA of Punctularia strigosozonata HHB-11173 SS5, 183 nucleotides long. RefSeq lists its product as uncharacterized. Gene Ontology annotation, molecular function: protein-disulfide reductase activity. The annotation marks the transcript as partial. Gene Ontology annotation, biological process: protein import into mitochondrial intermembrane space. The transcript has a single exon. NCBI's taxonomy places the organism in Eukaryota, Fungi, Basidiomycota, Agaricomycetes, Corticiales, Punctulariaceae. Gene Ontology annotation, cellular component: mitochondrial intermembrane space. The record is from RefSeq and is a predicted model, not a curated record.